Molecule: messenger RNA, 7269 nt
Organism: Magnolia sinica
Lineage: Eukaryota; Viridiplantae; Streptophyta; Magnoliopsida; Magnoliales; Magnoliaceae
Exons: 4
Coding region: 370-7155 (2261 amino acids)
Biological process (GO): tRNA methylation
Cellular component (GO): cytosol
Source: RefSeq, a predicted model, not a curated record
UCCGCGCGCCAGUGCAGAGCGGCGGAACCACGUAUCAUGUAAAACCCUAACACGCGCUCCUGUUUACGUUCUGAACUAGAUUUCUGCUUGUACGCUUCCACAGCAAACACUUAAUUGGAGGGAAAAGGGAAAUCUCCUUGAAUGGAUUCCAGUCAUGCACUUGAAUAAAAAGAAAAUCCCUCGCUAGAGAUCUCAAAACAUCCAGCAGCUUCUUCCUACCAGGUGAAAAUUCAAACACAGAUUUUCUGUUUUUUCUCAUGUUCUUACAGCAAGCAGAAAAAAAAUACUUCCCCAUACCUUAGAUUUCUCAACCAACACCAGCGAAAUCCGAUCGAAAGGCACGCAUUCCCGGCUUCUGUCGAAGCAGCGAUGUCGGCGAAAUGGCGGGCUCUGCAGCACCGCCACCGUUAUACAUACAGCGCUGUCGUAUUUCCCCAAUCCUACGUUGAUACCCUAAAUCUCAUGCCUUGUGGAAUCUCUUCCCCGGAUUUCUUUGCCGAAUUGCGGGAGCUGAUUUCUCUCAGCUCCACUUACUCUCAAGUCACAGCCGUGAAGGAAGUCGCAUCGGGUUUCAGCAGCUUGCUUGGCAGCACUGACGUUGGGGAAGCCGUGUGGAACACGGCGGUUCGGUUGUAUGUGGAGAUUCUGUUCCUUGAGAACUCGCUCCCACUGCACCGGACUUUGAUUUCAGCUCUCGUGAAGAACUGUGGUUUUCGAGCUGUGAUCGGGAGCUGUUUCCAGUCGCUGUGUGAUGAAUAUGGUGUUAAAGGGAGGAAAGGAAAAAAAUUUUCGGUUUCUCGCGCGGCGCUGUCGUUGUUGAGCUACCCCAAGCUGGGCUUUUUGGUGGAGGCCAUUGAGGAGUGCUCAGUUUCAGUAGCUCUGGAUAUAGCUUUUGGCGUGCGGGCAGUGGUUUUGGAGAUUGAUGGUGGGUCCCGACCUUCGCCUGCCUUUAUGGAGCAAUGCCAAGAGGCUCUAUCUUGCUUGUAUUACUUGCUUCAGAAAUUCCCUUCAAAAUUCAUCCAUUUGAAGGACUGUCGGGAUUACUUGAUUCCCAAAGAUUCGGACAUUUUGGGGAUUGUUGUUGGAGACAUUUUAAGUGUGUUGAAAUCGUCGUCCUUCACAAGGGAUUGUUUGGUGGCUGCGGGUGUAAGCUUUUGUGCAGCUCUUCAGGCAUAUUUGAGUAAUCAAGAGCUUGCUGUUUUUAUAGUUGAAGGUCUUUUUGGUCGACCGGGCUGCAGUUACAGCAUAUGCGGUGAAGGUGAAUUUGAGGACUCGGGUUCAAAGAUGCUGUUUAAAGGGGAUUUUUAUUCGGAUAUUGGGGAUUUCUCAGAUUUGAGCCGUCUUUGCUUUCUGAGAGGGAUACUUACAGCUGUUCCCAGAGCAGUUCUCAACACUUGUUUUGUUGAAUCAACCGCUGGUUCGGAAGGUUUUGAUUUUCACAUGUCACAGAGUAGUUCUAUCUGGACCAUACUAUUCAAUGGGAUUUUGCCCGAGCUUUGUAACUUCUGCGAGAAUCCAAUUGAUAGCCAUUUCAAUUUUCAUGCACUGACUGUGACCCAGAUCUGUUUGCAACAGAUAAAAACCUCGCUAUUGGCAAAGCUUACCAAUCUUUCAGGGAAUUAUGAUCCCUUUCCUGAAGAGAUGGUGGGCCGCAUAUUGAGAAUAAUAUGGAAUAACUUGGAAGACCCACUGAAUCAGACUGUCAAGCAAGUACAUCUCAUCUUCGAUCUCCUCUUAGAUAUUCAUUCCACUCUUCGGUCUAUCGAGGGCAGCAACAAAACCAAGUCUUUCCUGCAGAAGACUGCUUCGGAGCUCCUGCGUUUAGGUGCACGUUGCAAGGGUAGAUACGUUCCAUUAGCUUCUCUUACCAAGCGGUUGGGUGCAAAGACUGUUUUAGAUAUGAGGCCGAACCUUUUGCUUGAGACGAUGCAUGCCUACAUUGACGAUGACAUUUGCUGUUCUACCACAUCGUUCUUGAAAUGCUUCCUAGAGUGCUUGAGGGAUGAAUGUUGGAGCAGCAAUGGUAUUGAGAAAGGAUAUAUAGUUUUCAGGGAGCUGUGCUUGGCUCCUAUUUUACAUGGGCUUGUUUCUGGGCUGCCGAAGCUCCGUUCCAACUUGAACACAUAUGCUCUCCCAGUCAUGCUUGAGGUGGAUGUGGACAGCAUAUUUCCCAUGCUCGCAUUUAUCUCCGUUGGACAAAGUGGAGAAGAGAGUGAAAUUAGUUACCCUGAGCUUGCUGGUGCUAACAUGGAUCUAACAGUUGACCAGCGUGUGGCUGCAUUGGUUUCUUUGCUUAAAGUAUCUCGUUUGCUUGCUUUGAUUGAAGGGGACAUUGAUUGGUACCACGGCUCUUUGAUGCUUCAAGAAGAGAACAAUCUGCAUGAGAAAAGUUCUGAUGCUUUUGCCCUUGUCUGUGUUAAGGGGAUAAAUGUCAAAAUCCUUGUGGAGUGGCUGGUGCUGGCAUUGACCCAUGUUGAUGACACUCUCCGUAUAGAUGCUGCAGAGUCAUUGUUUAUAAAUCCCAAGAUGGCUAGCCUUCCUUCCCCUCUGGAACUCAGCUUGAUGAAAGAGGCGGUGCCCUUGAACAUGCGCUGUUGCUCGACGGCUUUUCAGAUGAAGUGGACCAGCUUGUUUAGAAAAUUCUUCUCUCGUGUUCGGACAGCAUUGGAAAGACAGUUGAAACAAGGCUGUUGGAAGCCGCUUGCUCGUAAUGGAAGCAAUGAAGAUGGUAUUGAUAACACCACCAAGAAACUGGCAGUGCAGAGAUCGGAGGAUCUUUUCUGUUUUAUGAAGUGGUUGAGUUGCUUUCUUCUUUUCUCGUGCUAUCCUUCUGCUCCAUAUGAGAGGAAAAUCAUGGCCAUGGAACUCAUCCUAAUAAUGAUCAAUGUCUGGCCUAUAAUACCUCUUCCUCUGGGAAAUUCUUGUUCUGUUUCUCCUACCAGCUGUCUCUACCCUUAUACUGAAGGCUUUACCUUACCAGAUUCUACACUGUCACUUGUUUGUUCAAUAAUUGAUAGUUGGGAUAGACUGAGAGAAAGUUCUUUUCGCAUUCUUUUGCAUUUCCCUACCCCACUUCCUGGCAUUGCAAGUGAUGUUGCAGUAAAGGAUGUGAUUACCUGGGCCAAGCGGCUGGUAUGCAGUCCUCGUGUUAGAGAGAGUGAUGCUGGAGCGUUGACAUUACGACUUAUAUUUAGGAAGUAUGUCUUGGAGCUUGGGUGGGUUGUUGGUGCUUCUGUCAAUGUUUUUUGUUCUCAUCCUCAAUCUUCACCAGCAAAUGGAAAGUCUCAAAUUGAUAAAUUUAGGGCCCCUGUAAUAGAGUAUAUACUCUCUCUGGUCGAUUGGUUGCGUGUUGUUGUCGAGGAGGGAGAAAGAGAUCUUUCUGAAGCAUGCAAGAACAGCUUUGUUCAUGGAGUUUUGCUUACUCUCCGGUAUACUUUUGAGGAAUUAGAUUGGGAUUCUGAUAUAAUUUUGUCUAGUAGUUCUGAGAUGAGGCAUGCAUUAGAGAAGCUCCUUGAGCUGAUUAUGCGAAUCACUUCAUUGGCGCUCUGGGUGGUUUCGGCAGAUGCAUGGCAUCUUCCUGAGGACAUGGAUGAUAUAGUUGAUGAUGCUUUCCUAUCAGAUGUACCGGUUGGGAUGGAUCCGUCUGAUUCCUCAUCUGAACUGCAGGUCAAAAAUUCGAAACUUGAAGACAAUGUUAGACCUACUGAACAAGUUGUUAUGGUUGGCUGCUGGCUUGCUAUGAAAGAGGUGAGCCUUCUUUUGGGAACCAUCACUAGGAAAAUUCCGUUGCCAAGUGGCAAUUGUUCAGAUUCAUCCAAGCCUGGGGAUCCCCUUUGUGAGGCCACUGAUGAGUACCCGAAGGCAACAACCGAUGUAAUGCUUGAUUUGAAACAACUUGAAACCAUAGGGAACCACUUCUUGGAAGUCCUUCUGAAAAUGAAGCAUAAUGGUGCCAUUGAUAAGACGAGGGCCGGCUUUACAGCUCUGUGCAAUCGUCUCCUUUGUUCAAAUGAUCCAAGACUUUGCAAAAUGACAGAGUCGUGGAUGGAACAACUGAUGGAAAGAACUGUGGCAAUUGGGCAAACAGUGGAUGAUUUGUUGAGAAGAAGUGCUGGAAUUCCUGCUACAUUUAUCGCUCUAUUUCUUUCGGAGCCUGAAGGAAUUCCCAAGAAACUGCUGCCACGGGCAUUACGUUGGCUAAUAGACGUUGCAAACAUGUAUUUGCCUAUUCCAGCCAAAGUUGAUAACCAGAAUGGUGAUUUGUCAUGCAAGAAUUCAUCGACAAAGCUAAACCAAGAAUCCAUAUGCGUUUUAUCAAGAGAAAUGGAUGUGAAUGGAAGGACUUCAAAGAUCCGAGAUGAAGGUGUGAUUCCUACAGUACAUGCAUUCAAUGCCCUUCGAGCCGCUUUUAAUGACACGAACCUGGCAACGGAUACAUCGGGCUUCUGUGCUGAGGCAUUGAUUAUUUCUAUACGUUCAUUCUCUUCUCCUUACUGGGAGGUGAGGAACAGUGCUUGCCUUGCAUACACUGCUUUGGUUCGUCGUAUGAUUGGAUUCCUUAAUGUACAAAAACGUGAAUCGGUACGGCGUGCACUGACUGGGCUCGAAUUUUUCCAUAGGUAUCCAGCGUUGCAUCCUUUCCUGUCCAGCGAACUGAAGAUUGCAACUGAAUCUCUUGGGGAUGGAUGCUCACAUCAUUCAGAAUCUAACAUGGCGAAAGUUGUGCAUCCAAGCCUAUGCCCUGUGCUAAUUCUUUUAUCCAGACUCAAGCCUUCCACAAUCAGUAGUGAAACAGCAGAUGCUUUGGAUCCCUUUGUAUUCAUGCCCUUCAUUACCAGAUGUGCAACUCAAAGUAAUCUCCGGGUUCGUGUUCUUGCAUCGAGAGCUCUAACGGGUUUGGUAUCUAAUGAGAAACUGCAGACUGUUCUACACUUUAUUGCUUGCCGGUUGCCUCAUGGAAGGAAUCAGAUGGCAAGUCAGGAAGCCAGUAGCUCUAUUUCUUUUAGCUCGGCUGAAAUGAGCAAUGGUGUUGACAACGAAAUGCCUCGCUUGGCUUCUUUCAACUCCAUUCAUGGAAUAUUAUUGCAGUUAUGUGUGCUUCUCGAUAUCAACUGCAGGAACUUGGCUGAUGUCUCCAAGAAAGAAUGGAUUAUUGGGGAAUUGACCAAGGUACUAAUGAAAUGUUCAUGGAUUGGCAGCCCCAAAUCAUGCCCUUGUCCCACCCUCAAUUGCUCGUAUUUACAGGUAUUGGAUCACAUGCUCAGUAUCACAAGAACAUGUGAGAGUGGCAGACAUGUUACGACCGUCCGAUGCCUGCUGCAGGAGUUAUCAUCUCAAUGCUUGGACAUAGACGUUUCUUGUCAGGCAGUAUUCUACGAUCCAACGAAGGUGGAACUUCGCAGGCAGGCAGCUGCUUCCUAUUUCAAUUGCAUGUUCAGUGGAUCUCCAGAAACAGCUGGAGAAGGUUUACUGUUGCAGGCUCAUAUCCGACCUGCUUUAAAUUUGUCAAGCAUGCCUGAAUCCGAGUGUUCUGUUGUUGGACUUCAGGAAAGAUUGGUGUUCUGCCUUUCUGAUGCUUCAUAUGAAAUUCGACUUGCCACAUUGAAAUGGUUGCUUCGGUUCCUUAAAUCAACUGAAUGCGAUGGAAAUGACCACCAAUCUGGAAAUGAUGCUGACAUUAUUCACAUGUGGGCUAAGACCACUCUGCAACCUACACUGAUGCAGCUCUUAGCUAUUGAGGAGAACCCUAAAUGUUCUUAUUACAUUCUUAGGAUCCUCUUCUCUUGGAACUUGCUACAGUAUCAGAAACCAAGCAAUCUUCAAGGCAAAGACGUGAUCUACAUUGGCAGUAUGGACUGUAAUUCCGUGUUUCGCUUUUGGGGUAAGCUAAUUUCCUUGAACAAGGUUGCAACGCAUAUAAAGGCCCGCGAAACUCUCCUCUGCUGCAUGGGGAUAUGUGUAAAAUGGUUUGCUAAUUUAUAUACGAGUUUGGUACUUCUUGAUCGUCCAAAUGUGAGAGGUGACACAGCUGUUGAUUCUAGUGGGCUCGGUGGAUUGGAAAGGUGGGCCGACAUCUACGAAUGCAUUGAUUUGUUCAUUGGCCUAAUCAAGCAAAACAGUGCAUCCUCUGAGCCUGUGAACAUGCGAAAGGCAGCUGCAGAAUCCAUUGUAGCAUCUGGUCUGCUGGAAGAAGCUGUCUUGAUCAGGUCUCUUGUAUCUAAUAGCCAAAUCUCAUCUGAAGGACUCAGUAUCUUUGAAGAUGAUAAGAAGAUAUCCCAUUUUGAGCCAUCAAAAGCAGUCAAUUUGUAUGCUCGCCAAAUACUAGAUUUUUGGUUCACAUGUAUUAAGCUGUUAGAGGAUGAGGAUGUUGGGCUCAGACAAAGACUUGCUAUGGAUGUUCAAAGGUGUUUUGGUUCCAAAGGAUCUGCAAGAAGCCACGGUGCUGAUAUCGUUCCGACCCAAGUGGAGAAAGUGAUAGAAUCCAGCUUCGAAUUCCUGUCUUCAAUCUUUGGUCACUGGCUUGACUACUUUGAUUAUCUUUCAAGAUGGGUUUUCAAUACUGCGAGUUACAUGAUAGCUAGAGGGGAUCUGGUUCGACGGGUAUUUGACAAGGAGAUCGACAAUCACCAUGAAGAAAGACUGUUGAUUUGUCAAAUCUGUUGUUUUCACAUGGAGAAGAUUUCACUUUCCAAGUCGUGGACUGAUGGAUCAUCCGAAAAGAGUCUCAACAAACCGGACAUUCUAAUCUUUGUACAGAAAUGGAGAAUGAGAUUUCUUAACCAGUUGAUACUAUUCGCCAAUGACUAUAUCGAAACCGAGGGCGGGGUUGGUUGGAUUGGUGGAAUAGGUAACCAUAAAGAUGCAUUUUUAUCGCUGUAUGCGAGUUUGCUGGGCCUUUAUGCCCUCCGGUGCCCUAUCCCCGGCGAUUGUGAGUCCCCAAUUAAAACCGAGAUUCAUAAGCCUCUAUUAUCUGGUCUUGUGGAGCUUGGAAGAAUUAUUAGACCAUUUCUUAGGAACCCUUUAAUUUAUAACCUGUAUUGGUCAGUGAUUCAAUCAUAUGAGAAAAUGUUAGGUGCUGCCUUUAAUCCUUCAGACACAAAAUCCGAAGGAGAUUGCGCUGCCUGGGAAGGUUUUAAUCCUUAUUUUUUGAGGUAAGUUUACUUUUCUCCAAAAGGUGGUUUUUCUUCUUAUGGUACGAAGUUGUUGUUGUGCUGUGUUGAAUCUUCUUGACAUAGGUCAUUCUAGAGGAAUUGUAUGGUACAUUACCCA